AUGUCUCUGUCAAUAUGUGCCGACUGCCUCUCACAGCUACGAAUUUCGUCAAAAACAACCACCGCCGUCGCCUCAGGAAUUAUCCAGACUCCCCAGUCAUUCGCCUUUCAUAGUUCCGCGGCACGAUAUGCAAAUCCUGUAAAGAAGAAAACUGGUCCACGGCCCGAAGUCAGACAUCGCCAAGCGCUCUCCAUGCGGAUGAAAAAGAAGGGUAAAGACCGUCCCAAACCUCCGCCGAUUGGAGAACGGAGAGCUCAACGCCAGCGCAUUGUCCUCAGCAAUACCAACGCCAUUGCGGUUUCUGACCUGCAGAAUUGGAGUAAAGAGAACAUGGUCGAUCCGGCCUGUGCUGGACAAGUGCUAGGUCUAGAUGGGGCAUUGCUGGAUCAAUUGAGAGAUUCCAAGGCAUUCAAAAGGACACAAAACUGGAGCUUGUUUCGAAGACCGGCGACAUUGAUUCGAUCCGAGACUCUCAAAAUUGGUCAAGACAUUCAAAAGCUGAGCAAUUCUCCGAGCCCGACAACUGUCAAGCACCUGGUCAUUGGGGAGAAAGCAUCGGGCAAGAGUACGUUAAUGCUUCAAACCAUGUGUAUGGCUUUCAUGAACAACUGGGUGGUCAUCAAUGUGCCAGAAGCCAAAGAUUUCGUCAACAACACAUCAUCCUACGCGCCUGUGAAAGAGGGUGGAGCGGAACAUGCCACGUCUGAACAACUCUAUAUCCACCCGCACUUGACGCAAGCCCUCCUCACUCGAGCCAUGUAUUCUAAUGAAGCAGUCUUGAAAACGCUCAAACUCAACCAUCCAGUCCCAAAAGAGUUUUCAUUGAAACCCCACGCCACUCUUAAAGACCUCGCUCAAGUUGCCGUGGAAGACCACACGUUGGCUUGGCCCGUCUGGCAAGCAUUCUGGCGAGAACUCCACGAACCGGGCACGAAACCACGACCACCAGUCCUCCUCACUGUUGAUGGAUUUGAUCACUGGAUGGGCCCCACGAAAUACCGCAGCGCUGAAUUCAAAAUCAUCCACGCCCAUCAAUUCACCCUAAUCCGGCAAUUCACCAAUCUGCUAUUCUCAAACAACGAUGCCGCCUUGCCGUCGCCAUUGGCAAACGGCGGUCUGAUGUUCUUCUGCACGUCCGGCUCCAACACGCCAGCGUAUCCAACCUUCACCGUGCUCCUCAAUCAAAUGCAGGCUCGGGCGAAAGGCAUUUCGCCCACCUCCCCAGACUUCCCGCUCCCAGCACCCUACAGCAAAGCCGACCCAUACGUGAUGGAUCUCAUGCCUCGAACCGAGGGCAUCAAGCUCUUGGACCUGAACGGGUCAAGUGUCCUGGAAUCGAAGGGCUUGCUCGAGUACUUCGUCCGCAGUGGCGUGUUGCAAACGACUCUGACGGAGGCCGCCAUUGCGGAGUAUCGAGGUCUCAGUAAUGGUGGUAUCAUGGGCGAAUUAGCCAAGUUAGGAAGACGGAUCAGAGUAUAG
This is a messenger RNA of Rhinocladiella mackenziei CBS 650.93, 1479 nucleotides long. RefSeq lists its product as uncharacterized. The transcript is spliced from 2 exons. Gene Ontology annotation, cellular component: mitochondrial small ribosomal subunit. Bases 1 to 1479 code for a protein of 492 amino acids. Gene Ontology annotation, molecular function: structural constituent of ribosome. NCBI's taxonomy places the organism in Eukaryota, Fungi, Ascomycota, Eurotiomycetes, Chaetothyriales, Herpotrichiellaceae. The record is from RefSeq and is a predicted model, not a curated record.